Drosophila persimilis is the source of this 2736-nucleotide messenger RNA. Its product is annotated as Y+L amino acid transporter 2. Gene Ontology annotation, molecular function: L-amino acid transmembrane transporter activity. The record is from RefSeq and is a predicted model, not a curated record. The coding region runs from base 97 to 1620 and encodes 507 amino acids. Gene Ontology annotation, cellular component: membrane. The transcript is spliced from 9 exons. Lineage: Eukaryota; Metazoa; Arthropoda; Insecta; Diptera; Drosophilidae. Gene Ontology annotation, biological process: amino acid transmembrane transport.
GCUCCGUCGUAGCUGGAUUUUCGUAGCGUUUCUCUUAGCGGCGUGUCAAGACCCUCUUGAGCAGGCAGGCAGCGUUGAAGUACCAGUGACGACACCAUGGAAACGGAGUCGUUGAAUCGCAAGAAUUCCUCGCGGAAGAGCUCCAUUGUGAAUGGGAAUGGAGAUGCCUCGACCAAAUUGACCAACGGAGAUGCAGAUGGCGGCGACGGCGGCGGUGGCGAGGUGACGCUGAAGGCCAAGAUGAGUCUCCUCAACGGCUGCACGGUCAUCGUGGGCUCCAUCAUUGGCUCGGGCAUCUUUGUCUCACCCACCGGCGUGCUGAUGUACACGGGCAGCGUGAACCUGGCCCUCAUCGUGUGGGUGGCUUCCGGACUUUUCUCGAUGGUGGGCGCCUAUUGCUAUGCCGAACUGGGAACGAUGAUCACCAAGUCUGGCGCCGAUUAUGCAUACAUCAUGGAGACCUUUGGACCGUUCAUGGCCUUCAUCCGGCUCUGGAUCGAGUGCAUGAUCGUGCGUCCCUGCUCGCAGGCCAUCGUGGCCCUCACCUUCAGUACCUAUGUGCUGAAGCCCUUCUUUCCAGAGUGCUCCCCGCCAGAAGAUUCGGCCCGUCUCCUGGCCGUUUGCUGCAUCUUGGUGCUGACCCUAAUCAACUGCUGGGACGUUAAAUGGGCCACCGCUGUGCAGGAUAUCUUCACAUAUGCCAAACUGCUGGCUUUGUUCAUCAUCAUUGCGACGGGCAUGUACCAAUUGUCGCUGGGCAAUGUCCAGUACUUUACGUUCGACAACACUGACACCAGAGUCACGUCGCUGGCCCUGUCCUUCUACUCGGGCCUGUUCGCGUACAACGGCUGGAAUUACUUGAACUUUAUCAUCGAGGAGCUGAAGGAUCCCGUCAAGAAUCUGCCCCGCGCCAUUGCCAUCAGCUGCACCCUGGUGACCAUCGUCUAUGUGAUGGCGAAUGUGUCCUUCUACACCAUCCUGUCGCCCGAUGAGGUCAUGGGUUCCUCGGCGGUGGCGGUGACCUACGCGGAGCGAGCCUUCGGGGCGUUGGCCUGGACCAUUCCCGUCUUUGUGGCCUUGUCCACCUUUGGAGCUGUGAAUGGCAUCCUUUUGACCUCCUCGCGUCUGUUCUAUGCCGGUGCCAACGAGGGCCAGAUGCCCGAGAUCCUAACGAUGAUCCAGAUCCAGAGAUUCACGCCGACACCAGCUGUGCUGGCCAUGGCCCUGCUCUCCAUGCUGUACCUCACCGUCUCCGACAUCUUUGCGCUGAUCAACUACGUGGGAUUCGCCACCUGGUUGAGCAUCGGCGUCUCUGUCCUGUGCCUGCCGUGGCUCCGGUGGGCCCAGCCCAAUCUGCCGCGUCCCAUCCGUGUGCCCUUGGUCUUCCCGAUUGUCUACCUGCUGGCCACCGUGUUCGUGACCGUGGUGCCCAUGUACGCCAGUCCCGUGGAGACGGGCUACGGCAUUCUGAUGAUCCUCUCGAGCAUACCCGUCUAUCUGGUGUUCAUUGCCUGGAAGAACAAGCCCGUCUGGUUCCAGAAGUUCAUGGUAAGCAUCACACACUUCCUACAAAAGCUGCUCAUGGUACUCGGAAGGCAAACGAAACCAGCUCAGGUGUAAAGAUGUAUGUUCUUCGGGCCAACAGCAAAUGAAAGCAUUUAAACAGACACUCCUCUAAUACGACAUUAUACGACAUUAUAGCCAGCCAAAAGAUACACAUAAAACACAUAGAACUUGCCUGGAAAGGAGAUCUAAUUCCCUGGAAUUCCAAGAUCUCCUGGAAGGUCAUAUUUUUAUAUACACACAGUGUCCAGUGGGCAGACAGCUCUGGGGCUCUGGGGCUCCAGGGACUAUGCGAAAGACUGUGAAACGAAUGGGAAAUUACAAGGAAAACACAUGCUCCAGAGUCGUUUGCCAAUUUGAAGAUUAUCGAUAGACCUUUCGAAUAGUUUAAAUGUUUUUUGCUUGUUCAAGAAAUACCAUAGGAAAUACUUCGAAACUCACUCAUUUGACAGGUUUACAGAGCUCUGAGAUUAGUUCUUAGAAAAGGAUCUAUUAAUUUUAAAGCUUAUACGAUAUAAUUUUAAAGAUACGUUUCGUUUUUUAGUGUAGUCUUAAGUGGCCCGGCAAUUUGAGUUCCACAAUUUGUGUUUAAAACCAUAAGCAGCACAUUCAGACUAUGAUGUGCCUCGACAAAAACGUUUUUAAUGAGAUUCUGUCCAGGAAAACAGUUCGUGUUCAACGAAAGAGUCCUUUUGCUUAUGGGUAAUUUACAUAUACAGCGAAUCAACGUCAUUCCCAAUAGCAGACUAUCAUAUAGCGUUUUCUUAGAGAAAACAUUUACUGUGACAACUGUACAAAUCCUGAUUGAAUCCAGCUACCUUUUUGGCCUCCAACAUUGCCUACAACCCUCACAUAUCCAAUAGAGAAGCAGAACUACAUAGGUAUUCCCACAUAUACAUAUUAUUGUAAUAAGAUAUUGAAAAUAUUGGAAAAUUGUUGUCUAUCGAAUUGUAGAAUUGAUUUCAGCAUUGAUUAGUUGUUGUUGAUUGCUUUGGGUGUCUUUACAUUUAUGACGGGGGACAGCCCCCCGCCCCCCCUGGGAGAGUGUUAAUCGUAUAACUCGUAUUAUUGCCUAUUUAGCAUUCAAGCUACACAUUUACUACGAUAGGAGCCGCAGCUGGGGAAUCUGUUUAAACUACUAUGAAACAUAUUGUUGACAAUAAUAUUGUAUGU